Messenger RNA from Xenopus tropicalis (tropical clawed frog), 3023 nucleotides. It is a transcript of the gene ccdc71l, whose product is annotated as coiled-coil domain containing 71 like. Lineage: Eukaryota; Metazoa; Chordata; Amphibia; Anura; Pipidae. The record is from RefSeq and is marked validated.
CCAUUUUGUUUUCAGCAUCGUAUUGGAGCACCCUGCUUUAAAUCAGGCGGCCAGAAGGGGGGCGGCGGCGCUCCAGAUGAGCUAAAUCAGCGGUUAACUUUUUAGUCGUUUAACUAUUUGGCCGCCGAUAGACACAAUAGAAAUAAGUGAGGUAGUGGCGGCGUACGAUGGAAGAAGAAAAAGUUGUAUACUCCAGGUCGCAGCUCCUGCUGUUUGCCGGCACUAAGCCGCUGGAGGACGCGCUGGAGAUGUUCGUGCCGGAAUCCAAGCAAUUCAUGAGCUCGGACACUGAGCUGUGGAACUUCCUCUGCAGCCUCAAGCGGGACUUCUCGCCGGUCAUCCUGCGCAGCAAGGACGUGUAUGGCUACUCCUCCUGUCGCUCUGUGGUCCCAGAUCCCAGCUAUUUCUCCAGUAGAAAUGUAAAAGAGAAGCCGCAAGCAGCGGUAGUGCCUCCGCCGAGAAAGCCGCCUGUCAAGAGAAAGCGGAGAGGCAUGCGGCUUACUUGUAAGAAGCGCCGGCGGCGGGACAGGGCUGACAGCGCAGGGGGCAGCGAGGAGACGGGCAGUGGCAGUAGCGGCUGUAGCAGCCCGACCCCAUCGGACGUCCCGGGGCUCCCUCACCUGGACAGAUCCAUUGAGGAGAUUUGGAAGGCGGCCACUCCUAAAAUUGCCAUGUUCCCCAGCAUACGGGUCAGGGAUGUGUCGUGUAAAGCUAAAGUGGCCGAUGCGUGCAGGCGUGCCCAGGAGAUAUUACAGGUUAACCUGCAGCCUGUGGUGCGGAUCAAACGCUUCCCCAUCCUUUACUCCUCUUGAAAAGGCGACCGAGCUUUUGCUCCUUGUGCACUUUUACUGCUGGGCUGCUCGCCCUGGAGACUUGGGGGCACUCAGUCUAAUGAAGGGGCUCGCCCCAGCGUCAAGUCAGCCUGUUUACAUGUCCCCUUGAUUCUUUAUUCCCACUGCACUUUACUACAAAGAUUACUACUUUCAUCUUAAGGAAUAGUAAGAGUUAUGGAUCUGUAUGCUCACUUGUGCUCUAAAGGAAAUGCUGUCCUGUCCCAAGGAGAAGAUGGCUCUAGUUUUUUCCCAGUUGUUGGCUUGGUGCAGCCUCAAACUGCCUCACUGGGGGAGAAGGGUGGAGAGUGACCCUCAAAGAAGCAGUUUUGCUGCACUAAAGGGGCUUAUGCAAUUAAUAUCCAAUCUGCAACCCUCCAGUCACUGAAUUAUGCUGUAUCCAUAGGGCAUUUGGCUAUUCUAGGAGCUGAAGCUCAUGGCCUGGUGGAGUUCUUUAAGUUAGAUAUUCUCCUCCCUAGCAUAGAUGGCUAGUGGAUUAGGGUUGCCUCUGUCCUGGCACCAUUUUUGAUGGAAGGGAUCCCUGUAAGAGACACUUGGAAUUAUAUUGCCUAAAUGCUCCUCAGUUUGGUAUGACCUAACUUGGAGUAGGUACUACAGAAUCUUUGUAAUGACGUUAUUCCUCUACUAGUCUAAGAUCUGACUGCUGUAAUGAUGUGAAUCAUGACAUUUUAAAGAUCAGCCUGAAAUCUCUAGAACAUGCUUAUUUAUGAAUCUGUAUAGAAAUAACAAUGCAAUAUCAGACUUCCCUUUUGACUGAGUCUGAAUCGGAGGUGUGUAGUUAACCUUCACUUUACCAGUUAAGCCUGUAACUGAAUGGGCUUUUGACAUGGUACAGUUUUAUUUUGUCUCUCCCCUUUGCCUGGAGGCUCUGAUCUACCAUGUUUCAGUGCCAGUUAUCAAACUGUAUGUUUAUGCAAAGACUUCUAGUGGGGAGGAUGUCCCAAUGAUAUUGUGGCUAUUGUCAUAUAGGCAACAACUACCUCAACCGUUUUUUUAACUCCGCAGAAGUCCCAAUCCAAAGACUAGUUACUUUUCUGUUUUGUACUCUUUAUCAUUACACUUUAAUUUGUGCUAGUUGCCAAGUGUUAUGAUCUUAAAGAACUGUGACAAACUAAAUGCAAGCUUAUGCAAAUUAUUAUUUUUUUUCUUUUAACUUGAAAUUGCAAGGGCAAAGCAAGUCCAACAUAACUGUUUAUUAUUCUUUAUGAUUUGGUAAGCACUAUUUUUUUUCCUGUAAAUACAUGUGGCACAGUGUUUGUAUCAAGCCUUACUGAACAACCUAUUAGAAUUUUAGCAUUUUGCUCAUGUGCUAUAAACAGGACUGAGUCAUUUCUUCAGUGGAACUGGGUAUAGUCUUUAUAUUUAGCUGGCUUAUUUGAGGAUAUGCAGAUAUCUUGUUGUCAGUGCACAGUUUUGUGAAACUUUGUAAAUAUUGUACUCCAGGAAGGAUAUUUAUUAACAGUAAAGACCUAAAAUGUGACCAGUGCUCUUCUGAAUGAAUGAGGUACUGCUGAAGGAUUCUGUAGCAUUAUGAAAUAGGCCUCUGCUGUCUAAUGCACGUGCCUUUACAAUUUCACAUGUAAUCUUUCAGUGUUGGCACAAAACUGUUAAUGUAAUUGACUGACUACAUGGACUAAAUACUGGUGCUAGGUCAACUUUUCAUACUAGUCUGUUUUGAACUUAUAUUGCAGCCUAAGGGUUAAUAGUAUAUUUUUACACUUUGUAAAAAUCUGACCAAUUACCACAUUUUGUGUACUUUUUUUUUUUUUUUUUUUUUUUAAAUUUACAAUUUUAUUUCUAAAAUAACUAUGGUUUCCUUCCGACAGUGCCUAAGGUAGAUGAUGGUUCUCUCAGUACAGAAAUAACUCGCAUACUACAAAACUGUAUAUAAGAGAAUCCGUUCUCAGAAACAUUUCUCAUACAAAGCGUAGACUUAUUAUCACUGUAACAGUAAAUCCAUUGGUGGUAUAGAAAUAACUAAGCCGCAUACCAGGAAUCACUUUGAAAAUUGUGUAUUUUGUAAUUCUGUGAUUAUACUUGGAGGUGUGCAUUGCCAUAAAGCUGUUAUAUUAUUGCUAGAAUAAUGGCCAGUUAAUGUGUUGCCAGAGCAAAAUGGUUUGUUGAUCCUUUAGUAACUUAUUGAAUCUAAAUAAACUUCCUUCCAAAUGAUAA